Molecule: messenger RNA, 657 nt
Organism: Rhopilema esculentum
Lineage: Eukaryota; Metazoa; Cnidaria; Scyphozoa; Rhizostomeae; Rhizostomatidae
Source: RefSeq, a predicted model, not a curated record
AUGGAUUCAAAUAAUAACUAUGCGUUGAGCAUAAAAAACAUACAAAAACAAAUUGAAAAAUUGACAAUGGACCUUCAAGACUUUGAUGGACAACAAGAUGAUAAAUUAGACAUGUUGUGUGACAAGCUGGAUGAACUUGAAGUCAAAGUAAGUGAGAUACAAAGUGAAAUCAAUGCCUCAAGGAAUGGAAAACUUAUAUGGAAAAUAUCAGAUGUUCAAAAUGCAAGACAAAAGGCUAUCGAUGAAGAAGAAAUAGCAUUAUUUAGUAACACAAUAUAUACUGGCCUCUAUGGAUAUAGAUUACGUGCAGUUGCUUAUCUUGAUGGCAUUGCUAGUGGAAAAGGCACACAUUUGUCUCUGUAUAUAACAUUGGAACAGGGUGAAUUUGAUGCACUUCUAAAAUGGCCAUUCAAACAGAAAGUGUUUUUCACCUUACUUGAUCAGGGGAAAAACUCAUCGCCAGCUCAGCACAGAACAGAAGAACUGCUGGGAGACAGAAGCUCAACAAGUUUUCAUAGGCCAAAAAGCGAAUCCAACCCUGGAUGGGGCUUCCCAAAGUUCAUAUCUAUUGAGAAGCUGAUGUCUGGGACUUAUAUAAAAGAUGAUUGCAUGUUUAUCAAGAUUGAAGUGGAACAAUUUGAUGUUAUUGAAUUGUAA